GAGCGCGCAAUGUGAAAAUAUUUUCGCCGGGCUGUCGUCGUUGAAACCUUAUCGAGUUGCUAUUUCGUUUCGUUGUCGAUUUUGUGCCUUUGCUGGAAUGUCCAUUAUGUCCGCCAGCCAGGACUACGAUCGGAAGUAUGUGCGCAGCAUGGGGGGCAUCUGCAAGAUCGCCUGCAUGCUGAGCAGCUUCAUCGGCUUCCUGUUCAUUCUGUGCGGCCCGGUGCGAGUGAGCAACUUUCGGGGCAGCUUCUACUUGGUCGUGGCGGCGCUGGGAUUCACGGCCACUCUGGCGCUGCUGCUUGCCCGCUACCUGCGUCUGUGGCAACGUUAUUUCAGUCGAUGCGACUCAACGGUCUGGUCUCUCGGUGUCCACUCCACGCUGGCGGUGUCGUACUUUGUGGCCUCGGGGCUGGUGCUCUCUCUGGACAUUGGGGCCUAUACGGCAGCAGCGUUCUUUGGAUUGACGGCCUUCAGCAUCAACGGCCUGGAGGCUUAUGCCCACUAUCUACGCAGCCGUCAACGGGAUGUGGCCACCCAAACAGUAUAGCCCCCCCGCUACCAAAAGCUUUGAUCGCUCUUAGUACUUUAAGCCGCGAAAAAAAAAAAUUAGAAAAAGCGCAAGGUGUGUUAGUGCAAGGUGGGGUUUUGGCAGUCUGCCUCCUCGAGACGUGCGCCACUCUCUCGUGCUGUCUGCAGGUGUGAGCACGCUCUGCGAAUGCCUCACCUUAUGCUCACACACUGUGAGAGCAAGAGUCAGUGCUAAUUUGAGUGCCACACUGCUCUUUUGUUUGCAUUCAAGUCUGUUAGUUAAGUGUACAAAAGUGAAGAUACAUGCUGUUGCCCGAACAGUUAUUCGAUUAUGUUAUCUAAUAGUCGUUAGAAUGUAGGUCAAGCAUAGAAGAUUAAGAAGAAAGAGGAGAAGAAAGAGAACGGAGCCAGAGUCGCAGCCAAAGUCUAACUUAAGCUUCAGAUAAACGGACAAAGUGGAAAGAAAAGCAAAAGAAUCAAAGAGAGGAUGGAAGUACACGGUUAGAGAGCAGAGGUUAAGCGGAUGAUAGAGAGAGAGAGAGAGAGCAAAUGCCAAAGAGAUAAAUCUUGUCAUACCCUUGCAGAGGUUCCAUUGAUUUUGAAGAAAUUCUUUCAAUACCGGUAUAUUCGAUAUAUUCUUGAUCAGAAUUAACAGCCAAAUUGUUUCCGUCGGUUAACUGCCCCGAAGAGAGCCUUAUUUUAUUCUAGACGCUAAGAUCGGAGCGCCCAACCAUGUGUUUAUCCAAUAUCAUUCAACACUUCGCGUUGUUUUACAUAAUUCAACCCAAUAACAUACAAUCUGAUUAGUAUUUCAAGUAGCCCCUAUUGUAACCAACGAACUGAAAGGCUUCGGGCCCGAAGAUUAAAUUUUGUAUUUAUUUUUUGGC
Molecule: messenger RNA, 1415 nt
Organism: Drosophila persimilis
Lineage: Eukaryota; Metazoa; Arthropoda; Insecta; Diptera; Drosophilidae
Exons: 3
Coding region: 98-547 (149 amino acids)
Cellular component (GO): membrane
Source: RefSeq, a predicted model, not a curated record